GUUCCGGGUCACGGUGCUGAUGUGGCCGCUCUUCGCGGAGGAGGCGGUUCCACCAUGCUGAGUCGUCUGUCAGACCUGGCGAAGGGUGUCAACACUGUGCUGCAGGAUCUUUCAGGGGAUGAUAGUGGAGAUGGGGCCAGCGGUUCUCAGGAGGUGGAGACCAAUCAGCAGCCUGAGAUGGAGGCCUGUCCUGAGAUAUCAGAGGAUGUGUUGGAGCGUCUGGCACAGACUGAGCAGCUUGUGGAUCAGCUCAAAGAACUCAUACGUGAGAAAGACUUGCAGCUUCAGAGUAAAGAGGUUGCAAUGAAGGAGGAGAAGGAGCUGUUUGAUGCCAAAUUGGCAAAACUAAAGCUGCAGGCAAAAGCAAAGGUUGUCUCGUUAAAUGCUCGGAUCGAGGAACUGCAGAAACAAACAUUAUGUAUUCCCUCAUCACAGCCAGAGGAGCAUUCUGCUGAGGUGCGUCUAAUACAAAGCUCCGUACCAGAGCAGCAAGAUGAGAUCCAAAAGCUUAAGAAUCAACUUGAGCAACAGGAGGAGAACUGUAAGACCGUGCAGGCAGCUCUCAAUAGUUCAAAGGACCAGCUUCAAGCUGCCAAUGAACUUCUGAAGCAGAAAGAGACUGAACAUGCACAGCAGCUCCGUUCUGUUCAAGAGGUCAUUCUCAAAAAGGAUACACGAUUCCAAGAGCACAUUCAGAAACAUGAGGAAGAGCUCGCAUCCGGAUCUGAAAUAAACAAAGAGUUGCAACAAACGGUGAAAUCAUUACAAAGAAAGCUGGAAGAGAAGGAGGAAGCACUGCUGGGACGGACGCGGGUGGUGGAGAUGUUGCAGCAGGAACUGAAUGAUAGCGAUCAGAAAAAACAGGUCCUCGGGGAAAAGCUGCAAGAGGCCGAGGCCAGCAUUGCUAUAUUACAAACUGCACUAGAAUCGGAGAAAUUAUCGGCUGAAACACGGCUGAGGGAGGUGACUGAGAAAUAUGAGACUGAGUUAAUGGAGAAGAAUUGUACUGUCACACAGAUGCAACAGGCACUGCAAAAUGCACAGUCAUCCUGUGCUGAUCUGACAGCACAAAACCAGGAGCUGCAAAGUGUGAUGGAAGACCAAGAGAGAAUGUGCAAAAGAUUGACUGAUGAAAUAAAGGAGUUGCAAGAUGGACUGAAGAAGGUUGAAGUCAGUGAGCAAUCGGAAUCUGAACUAACGUCACAAAGGGAGACAUCUGUCCGAGUCCAGGAGCUUGAGGAGAAAAUCCAAUUACUACAGACUGCUGCUGAGGAACAGGAGUUGGCAUCACAGAACAGAUUGGCAGAACUAGAAGAAGAGAAGGGAAGUCUGAUGUGGAAGACAAUGGAUUAUGAGGAGGUCAGGACUGAAAACGAACAUCUGCGAGCUAGGAUUAAAGAACUGGAACAACAGGAGGGAACUGAGGCAUUGGCUCACGAUGCUCCAGGAUACACUCAGUGUGGGGACACUGGCAGCAAUAUAUUGGACACCAUGGUACUGGAACAACCAACCCAGUCUGGAGACAGUUCAUUUGGCAUCACAGGGCAGGCAAACAAAGCGAAAGUUCUUCAGGAUAUUGCUGAACCAGAACCAAAAGCAGCAGAUCUGACAGAAGUUCAGCAUGGUGACGCCGAGGUCGGGGAGUGCAGCGAUCUCGAUUCCUUACAGAGGGCUAUUUCUGAAAAAGACAAAGACCUUGCAGCUGUUACACACCAACUAGCAGAAGCUCAAAAGGAAAUAGCAAGGCUGAGCCAGCAGCUGGUUGACAAAUCGGGGAUAGGACAACCAGAAGAUGGAACUGGCUCACAAAUCCAGCUGGUGGACACAAAUCAGUUUCUGCCCUUGGAACACAAGUUCAUGUCAAUAGCUGAUAAGAAUGUGAAUGUGUUGAUACAGGAGAAGGAAGGAAAGAGCUUCAUCACACUGCUGGAAGAGAGCAUGAAGUCAGGCAGUGAAAUCGAAAGCACCAAUAUUUCAGUGGAAGUAGAGGGGAAGACUACCUCUAUCAUACAAGUACAACAAAAGAGUACAACGGUUGUCCAUCUGGAUGAGAACAUCUACUCCACCACAGAGCUGUAUAGUUCUGGGGAGCAUCUUGAAAAUAGUUCCAUUGCACAGCGUGGACUGCCGAUGGCCUCAGGAAAGGAGCAAGAUGAUGAGGUUGUUCGAAAAGUUCAUGGGUUUCGAAUGGUUGAGGAUGGAGAGUUUGAGAAACUACAAGCUCGCGUACAGGAACUUGAAAAGAACCUGGAAGCAGCAGAGGCCUUGUACAGAAGGCAGCUAAAUGACAAGCAAGAGGAAUUUGCGAGUUUAAAUCAGAAACUUUUGAGUUGUGAGAAACAGGCCGAGGAUGCAAAGGAAACUAUCAAUAAUCUGCAUUUAGAAAAGGACCAACUCCUCAGUCAGAUUCAGCAAUAUGAGGAGGAGUUGCAUUCAAUAACUGAGCUGAAAGAAAAACUUACAAAAGCUGCGGAGAAUGCAGCAAUUGAAGAACGGAGACAUCUGUUGUUUUUGGAGAAUACGAGCAUACAGAGUGGCUUGUUGGAAGAGCAACUUCACAGUGUCGAAAAUGAAUCAAGGUCAAAAGACAUGAAAAUUGAAGCCUUGGAGAAGGAGCUGGAUGCUAUCCAGUGUCAGGUCUCUGAGCAGAAUGUAGAGGCUAAAGCUAUAAGAGCACAGUUGCAAGAGAAAGAAGAAGCACUCUUGAGCUUGAAGCAGCUCAUCGCAGAUGAGGAGUCCAAAGUUGAAGACUUCAUGCAGAAGUUAGCCUCUAAGGAGCAGGAACUAUUAAGUGUGCAGCACAGCUUAUCGGAGCAAACCAGUAAAAUUCAGCAGCUUCAGACGAGUCUGACAGCAAGGAACGUUGAAAUGGCUGAGCUUUCCAUGAGCAUGUCUGAGAAAAUGGUCGCACUGAACGAAGACAAAUUCUCCCUGGGAAAUGAAGUAAAACACUUGAAGGAGCAACUUGUAUUGUUGCAAAAAGAACAGGAGGGAAUUGGAGGCCAGGAGAAACCCAUUGUUGAGACCAAGCUGUCCCCUCAGGAGAAAGAACAGGUGGACCUGCUACAACAUAAUGCUGCUGGGUUUGAAUUGUUGUUGGAAGAGAAAGACAGUUUGGAAAAGCAAGUGGAAAAUCUGAAGACGGAGAAUGAACAGAUAAAAAGAAAACUGCAAGCCGCUUUGAUAAAGCGGAAGGAGCUUUUGAAGAAAGUGGAAGAAAUGAAUCAGACAGCACAAAAGAAAGACCUUCAGGCAGAGGAAGUCUCACCAACAGCGCCUGGGUCAGAAUGUGGUGACUUUGUAUCUUCAGAGUUGCUGAGCCCCCCCAAAGAAGCACAAUCUCAGGAUCCACAUACAAUUGACCUGACCAGAGCACUUUCUGAAAAAGAAGCCGACUUGCAACGUGCUAACAGAAACCUGCAAGAUGAAGCUGCCAAAGUGAGUCAGCUUCAGAAUUUGGUAGAAGGUCUGAAACAGGACCUACAGGAAAAAACAGAUCAUGUGAAUUCUUUAGAAGCUGAUCUAUUCGCCAAGCAGUUAACAAUUCAACAGCUAAUGUCUCAGCCUGAGGUGGAAAAGAAGUGUGUGGAAUUUGAGUGUACUGAAGUAGAUUCUGGAAAGAAUGUAGAUGAGUCCUUCACCACAUUGGCAGGGUUGGCAAAAGGCAAACAAACUGAACUCGAGUCAAAGCUUUUCACCCUGGAGCAGGAGAAAGAUCAACUACGGAAGAAACUCGAGGAGGCUGUCAGUUCACGCAAGGACAUGAUCAGGAAGGCCCAGGAAAAGACCAGACAUCACCGGGAGCAAGUGAAACAACAGAAAGAGGAGUAUAAUACUCUGCUGGAGAGUUUUAAUGAGCAAAAUCUGGAGAAAGCGAGCAUCUGUGAGGAACUUUCAAAAGUGAAAGAGCAAUUACGGUUAUUGGAAGAGAAACAGUCUUCAGAUGUGGAAAUGCAAGCAGGGAAGCCAUCUUGUGAGGAUCAUGUCCGAAAGGCAGAUCAGCAUUCAGGCUGGAGCUGUGAGGAGAUGGAAUCUUCAGAAAUUGAACCAGUUCAGACAUUCAUAGGUCUGUCUGGAUCAGGAAGUGAUGAUAUUUUUGUGGCGCAGUUAAAGGAAGACCUCCAGAUGUUGCACAGAGAGAAGGACAGCAUUACAUUAAAACUGCAGCACUCAGAAAAUCUUCAACAAAGAGCAAAGGAAGAAUCAGCAGAGCUUCAAGAUCAAAUUUCCGAGCUGCAGAGAACUCAUCACUUGGAGAAGGAGGAACUACUGAAAGAACUUGACCUUCUGAAGAAGAGGAAACAGGAAAUAGAAGCAAGUGCAGAAGACCUUAAAACAGCUUUAGAGAGAGCCAGGGCUGAAAGUUGUGCCUCUGAAGACUUGGCCACACUAAACAAGGAAUAUGAAGAACUAAAGAACCUUUUGCAGAAAAAAGAUGAGGAAGUCGAACAUUUCCAAGUGCAGUCGAAGGAAAAAGAUGUACUCCUCAACAACCUGCAACAGAAGAUAUCUGAUCAGGAAGAGCAUGUGAGAGCUUUGGAGAUGCAAAUGGCACAGCAAUCCAAACAGCACGAAGAACAGAUAAAGCAGUUCCAAACUGAGAUUCUGGAAAUUCCGCAGAAGCAAGAAGAAGAUGCUGAAGAGGCAAAGUCCAGACAGCAGAUACAGAGGAAGCUACAAGCAGCCCUGAUCUCACGGAAGGAAAGUUUGAAGGCAAAUAAGUUGCUGAAGGAAGAGCUGGCUUCUGUAAUAGCAUUGAAAGAAGAAUUAAGUAGCAAGAUAAGAGAAAUGGAGAAAACCACAGAGGAUCUGAGGCAAGACAAAGAGGAUCUGCUGGCAAAAAUGUUGAAUCUCCAAGAUCAAAAGGAAAAAUUAAUCACCGAAGUGGAUAGAUCACUGACUGAAAACCAGAAUCUCAGUGCUUCAUGUGAGAGCCUGAAGCUGGUCAUUGACAGUGUAACGCUGGAGAAAGGAAACUUGCAGCAGGAGAUUGAAUUCUUGAAAGGAGAACAAGCAGCUGAAAGCUCAGAGUGGCAACGCAAACACCGAGACCUCCAGAAGGAAUACGAGACCCUCCUGCAGUCAUACGAGAAUGUUGGUGGUGAGACUGAAAGGAUGCGCCGUGUGCUGGACUUUAGCAAGCAGGAGAAUCAGGAGCUGCUUGGUAGAAUUCGAGAAGCUGAGGCUCAGAAACUCCAAUUAGAAAAGCAAGUACAGGAGGCUGUUCAGGAGCAGGAGGGAAUGAAAGAGAAAAUGAGGAAGUUUGCUAAAUCAAAGCAGCAGAAAAUUAUGGAGCUUGAAGAAGAAAUUGAGAAGCUUCAGUCAGAGCAACUGCCUGAAAUGAGUAGCCAGAUUACACCGUCUGUCACUCCCGACUCAACACAGCAUCAGCUUCAGGAAGAGCUGCAGAAAGCAGAGAGAGAAAUUGAAAAAGUUACAAAUGAACUUGAGACAUUAAAAGCUCAGAAGGAUUCUUUGGAUUCGGAGGUAAAUGCAUUGCGGAAGCAACUGAAGGAUCUGACUGAGAAGCUGGACAUAAGUGAAAAAGAAUUGGAGAAAAUUCGCUGUAGUGUCACUGCAGGGCAGGAAGUUCAGAUAGAAGAAGCAAUUGUACCAUCCCUUGUUACAGAGGUGAAACAAGAAUUCAGCAACAAAUUGGGUCCUUCUGCAGAGUCACCUACAACCCAUGCCUCUACUGAGGGCUCGCAAGAAAUCCCUGAUCCCAGUGCGCUAGAUGAAAUUGCCAGUUGCAGACCAGAAUUGACACAGCUAACCGAAAAUCUAACACAGACGGAAACUGACAAGCAAAUGUUAGAGAAUGAGGUGAGUGAAUUGAAGAAAACGAGUCAGCUUUUGAAAACUGAGAAAGAGACUUUGGAAGAGCAAUUGCUGAAGUGUCAGGACGAAUUGAAACUGAUGCAAAGGUCUGUAUCUGAGCAGGAGAAGGAGAAUCACCAAAUGAUUCAACAAGUGGAAGAGUUAAAGAAGGAGAAAGCAGCUGCAGAGUCGGAGAAGGAUGACUUGGAAGAGCGAUUAAUGAAUCAGUUAGCAGAACUCAAUGGUAGCAUUGCUAACUAUCAACAGCAAUUAAAAGAUGACAGUCACAACAUUUCAGGCCUAGAACUAACCGUGAAAGACACCCAGAAGCAGAUAGAUAACCUGGAAGAAGAGGUGAGGCAGCUCAAGAGUGAGAAGGCAGAAUCUGCAGCCAAGAUGCAAAAGGAUUUUGAGGAAAAAGUCAAGUCCAUGCAAAGGGGAAAAGAAGGUCGUAAAGUCCACAACAAAGAACUGCAGGAGCUGCUUAAGGUGAAACAACAAGAGGUAAAGCAGCUGCAGAAAGAUUGCAUCCGGUACCAGGAGAAGAUCAGUGAUCUGGAAAAGACCGUCAAAGCACUGGAAUUCGUUCAGCAAGAAACCCGGAAGAGUUUGGAUGCUGCAAUAAAGGAAACGUCAACAAAAAUUGAGGAAUCCAAAAAGACUGAAGCAGAAUUGUUUUCCUGUAAAGUCCGACUUGAUGACACCCAAAGUGAGGCAGCUAGGAUCCGAGCAGACAACCUGAAACUGAAAGAAGAACUCCAGAUUAAUGAGGAAAAGGCCCGCGAGCAAGCUAACAGCUUGGAAGAAGAACACAAGAGAAAACUUCACCUCCAACAAAAUGAACAUAGAAAGCAGCUCAGAAAUAUGCAAGAGAAAUUGGAGCAUUUGGAACGGGAGAAGAAGCAUGCUGAAGACUCUAUUAUUGAGCUGAAAGACAUCUUGGAAAAGAAGAAAAAGGAAACCACUCAAAUUCAAACUGACUUCAAUGAAAAUUUGGCAAAGCUGGCAGCCUUCACUCGUAGCAUGUCCUCUUUACAGAAUGACCGGGAUCGAAUCAUUGAUGAGUCCAAGACAUGGGAAAGCAAGUUCAACGAUGCGAUUCUGAAGAAAGAGGAAGAGAUCAGGGAUAAGGAAGACAACUGCAACGAGCUGAAGGAGCAGCUGAGACAGGCCUCCAUUUAUAGCAAGGAACUGGAGAUCAAGCUGUCCAGAUUGGAGCAGAGUGAACAGGAAUGGGAAUUAAAGCUCAAAUCUGAAGACGAGGUUCAUAGGCAGACAAUGAAGAAAAUUGAGGAGGAAAACCAACAGCUCUUCUCAAAAUCAGAAGAAUUCCAGAAGCUUCACAAGGACUCUCAGAACGAGCUCCUGAAGAUGACGGAAGAGGUUAAGAGCCUGACAGGAAAAAAUGCUGAUUUGAGCAGCUUGCUCGAGAAGCUUGAGGCAACCAAAGGCGAGCUGGAGGAGAGCCUGAGGCAGCAAGAGGCCGAAGCACAAAAUUACUUGCUGACCUGUGAACAGCUUCAGUCUGACCUCCAGAGCUCCAAAUCUUUAACUGAGAAGCUGCAUAAAGAAAUUGGAGAAAAAGAGGAAAAGAUUGUUUCACUCCUGGCUGCGAAAGAGGAGGCUGUUGCUAAUGCCAUCAGUGAAGCCCAACAGCAGCAUGCUGAAGAAAUCAGACACUGGGAAAAUCAGGUUCAGAGGAUAGAAGAUGAGAAAUUGGAGAGAGAGCGCACAGUCCGAAAACUGCAGAAAGAAAUUGAAGAUCUGGAUGCAAAACUGAAGAGAAUUGAAGAAGAAUUAAAGCAGAACAAGGUCAAGUUAGAGUCUUUCACAAAGUCCAUGGCCUCCCUUCAGAAUGACCGGGAGAGAGUGCUGAGUGACUACAAACAACUCGAGCAGAAACACAUCGAGGUGAUUGUAGAAAAAGACCAACUGAUUCAAGAAGCUGCCACCGAGAACAACAAACUCAAGAAUGAAUUAAGGAGCCAGCAAGGGCAGAAAGAUGAUUUGAACUCUGAAAACGCCAAACUCAACGCACAGCUCUUGCAAUACAGAGAGGACCUUAACCAGGUGAUUUCAAUGAAGGAUUCUCAGCACAAGCAGUUCCUAAAAACUCAGCUUGAGAGAAUUAAAGCAUUGGAAAAUGAGAAAUCGGACAUGGAGAGACUGUUAAAAGAAGUGGAGCAUGGGUCAGAUGAACUCAGUCAAGAAAACAAAGCUCUGAAGGACGAGAAGCGAAAUCAGAAGGACAAGUUGCAAUUAGCAGAGAAAACCAUUAGUGAGCUGAAGGAAGAGGUGGAAAGGUUGACAGUUGGUGGGCCUGUGCAGCUGCUUCAGCGUCAGUUGGAUGAGAAGACUGUGGAGGUGGAAAAACUGACGGCCAACCUCUCCUCCAUGCAGGACACGGUGGCUGAGCUGGAGCUGAAAGUGGUCACAGUUGAGAAGCAAACUGAGCAAAAGCUGCGUGCUGCCGAAGUCCGGUACGAAAGUGAACUCCAGAACAUGCAGCACAAUGCCGGCAUUAUGAGAAACGAAACCGAAACAGCAGAGGAAAGAGUGGCCGAACUGGCCAGGGACCUCAUGGAGACUGAACAGAGAUUGCGGGAAUCAAUUGAAGAGGCUGAGCAACUCAAGGCACAGAAUCUGUCUUUUGGGAAAGCCAUGAGUUCUUUACAAGUCGAUCGAGACCAUCUCCUUGGGCAACUUGAGGAGUUACAGAGUAAAUACACAACUGACUUUGAGCUGGAGAAGAACAGAAGUGAAGGUCUAUAUCAAGAGCUACAGCAGUCUAAAACUGAUUUCCAUAAACUGCUGGAAGAGAGGGAUUGUUUGUCAUCAGAGCUGGCAGCUAUGAAGAGCAGCAGCAUUGAAACCAAUCUGCGGAUUCGCAUUGAUGAACUGAGCAAGCAGCUGUCAUCCAAAGAGCAGGAUGUGCAUGACUUAACCUUGGAACUAGAAAAUUCAGCCAAUCAACUGAAAGCAUUCUCCAAAACUGUGACAACAUUACAAGAUGAAAGGGACAGACUGAUGGACGCAGUGACCAAAAGCAAGAAGGUUCAUGAAGUUAAGCAGGGCUCUGCAUCAACGCCUUCAAAGCCAGGUGAAGCGCAGAGUCUGAGAAACGCGCUGUCUUCAUUGCAGAAUGACCGCGAUGGACUGCUGGAGGAGCUGGCAAAGCUGCAGCAGCAGUACAUGCAGUGUAGGGAAGCGACAGCGGAACUAUCCCAACUCCGGAGCCGACUCGAAGCCCAGACCCAGCAGAUUGCCGACUGCAAAGAGAUCCAAGAGCAACUGGAGAAGGAUCGUGUUUCCUGUCAGGAGGAGCUUGGACAGCUGAGAUCUGAGAAGACAUCUUUUACCAAACAGUGUGAGAGGCUGAAGGAACAGUAUCUGAUCGCUGUGUCUGAUAAGGAUAACCAGAUCCAGGAGCUUCAGAGCCUGUGCCAGGAGUUACGACUGAAGGUGACCCAGCAGAGUCCUGAAGAGGCGGUGAACCCUGGAGAGAUGCUGAAAGGGCUGCAGACUGAGAACAGCCAGCUGAAGUCCCAACUGAACAACAGCUUGAAAGAGCUUCAUCAGAAAGAACUUCGCAUCCAGAAACUCAACAGCAAGAUGUCGCUGGUGUUUGAGGAGAAGGUCGCACUCUCUGCUCAGCUGCGAGGAACGGGGCAGAGCCUGCGUGAGACACAGCACCGACUGAAUGAGUUACAGGCACGUCACCUAACUCUGGAACAACAGCUCCAGUCUUCGGCAGAUCUCCUGGAAGAGAAGAAGUUGAGCCCCUUGAUUGAUGCUGCCCCCGGUGGCCCCCAGGAGAAGGGCAGAGACGAGGAACACGUCAAAGAGAUGGAACUCAGACACCUGAAGCAAAGGCUGUUUGAAGCUAAACAGAUGCAUGACAGAAGUGAACAAGAACUCCACCAAUUGGAGGGAUCUCUUGCUGAAGAACGGGAAAAGCGAUUGGCUGCUGAGGAAGCCCUGUUGUCAGCAGAGCACCGACUCAAAAGUGUGGAGCUGAGCGAGUGGGUCAGUGCCCAAGAGCGAAACCUCAAUACCUCAGCGAUGGAGGAGCAUUCAAUGCUGAUCGAGUUACCAGAAAGUGCCACUCCCAGCAAGACUCGUAGGGGCACCAGAGUGAGGUCGUUUUGUUCCCUGCUGCAAUCCCGAUCUCGGACCAAGUUGCUGUUUGCUGUGUAUUUCAUUGCACUGCACACCCUUGUUCUCCUGUGCUUCACCGGGAACCUCUAAACUCCAGUACCCAUGGUGCUGAGGGCAGGAAGCUGACCGAGUCCAGUAACAACAGGUCAUCCCAGGAGCACCAACCUUCUCUCUACUUGGAGUUGAGACUAUGUUUUGCUUUCCAUGAGAUUUCCCUCCGAUUUCCUCUCUACACAGCAUUGCUUUUGCUAGGGGUGUUUUUGUAUACUGCUUUAAUUGAUGGGUGGCAGUCAAUAUUUUGCAGUGCUGGAGGGGGAGUUGAUCUUGGAGCUUGUCCUAAACGAUAACUCAGGAUUAGGUCUUGUGGACAUAUCAUAGGUCACAGGUCAACUUGUGGAUGUCAGAUUUGGACACUCAGAAGAGUAUGACUGUCAAACACAUCCCCCCCCCUUACACUGAUCUCCUCCUGAACAUUAUCAAGCCAUGUGAAUGAACACGUUUACCCUGUUUCCUUUCUGAAGGGAGGAAUGCUCCCUCUGAUGAAGCACAAUAGCCUUUUCCAAUUCUAUACACAUUCCAACACUAGAAUGUAGAUGUGCUGAAAGUGAUUUGCAGUACUGGCGAAGCUCCAGCAGAUGGUGAUGUUGCACCACAAAGAUGGCUGCAGCAGAGCGAUGAGAUAAUGCUCUGGAGGGGGAAAUGACUGAAUCCCCCCCUCCCCAUAAAUAUAAAACACUAAGAAACAACUUAAAUCUCAUCACCUAGGAAAGGAGAUGGGCAAGAGAGUAAACCAAACUGAGAUCCUUUCCAGCAGAUUGUAGUGCAGAAAGACAAUUACCAGCUCUCAGUUAAACAUGUGGGUAGAUUUCGGGACAGUGCUGGCCGUAGACAGCAGGUCAUGGUACAGCGGCAGAGAAGGUUGUGUUGGAAGAUGCAACACUUCACUUCUGUUCAGGUACACUGGACACACUAUCCCAAAUUGUUUUUCACUGGUUUCAGUGCCGUGGGGACUAGGCCCCAGGCUGCUGCCUGGCAGCUGGUUGACAAGUGCCUUCCUACUUCACAUUUACACUUUAUUCAUUUAAACUCCUCGUGGUUUGCAACUCAUCUUUGAAAUUGUUCUGAAUCCCAAACGUGUGUUGGAUAGGUCCUGGCCCUGUGUCUGGGAGGAUGGGUUGGAAUUGGUGGGUGACAUGGAGUGAGGGAGUACUGGUACAUUGAUCACACUCACCCUGUGGGUGAAGUGCCAGAGUAUCGUUAAUGCCAAGGUUAGGUUGUCUGCAACUCUUCCUGGGUGAGUGACAACCAGGGCUGGGUGAAUAGUGCCUUGUUUGGUUGUGGUUUCAUGUGGGUGGGGCGUCAGUAAGAGAUUUAACCCUUAGCAGGGAGUUAGCAAUGAAGGAUCAGACGGUUUCCGGUGAAUGUGGAUCCUUGAUCAUUUUCCACCGUUGGAAGGAGAGGAUUGGCAUGAUGCCCAGAGAGGGCAAACUGUGGAUCACCAGUGUAAAUGUCCUCUGGGUAUAGUGAAGAAACAAUGAACAGAAAUAUCCUGAGAAUACCCCCAGACCUUCACACCAGCUCACCUGGAUGGUGCCAGUCCCCAACCACCAGAGGACGAUCCCAUUUAGCACUGAUCCUGAAAUUAUCCCAAUCCCAUGGGCACAGUGUGGAAUGUCCUAUCAUUGAGGGAUGCUGAAGGAGGGCCAGACUGAUGGAAUUUUAAUAAGAGACUCUUAACAGCUUACAAAAUCACCAGGAGUUUAAGUCAUAUGUUUUUAUAAAUAAAAUAUAUAUAAAUAUUUCAAUGACUAAGGGAAAUUUCUACUUGUACAAUGAGUGAGUGGUCGACGCUCAUCAGAAACGAUCCCAUACAUAUAAUUUAAUAGAUUGUCUAUUUAUUUUAUGCAAAUCAGAUGAGCACUUUGUUCUUUUCUUGGGCAUGAUGGAUAAAACGGCUGCCAAUAGUUCCUGACAAAGUCUGUAAGAUCUCUGCUGGAAAGUGAACCCCUUGAAACACCUUUUCAUAUGUCAAUGGACAGUGGGGAUGAGGGGGCUAGCUGCUCCCAACAGCAUUGGUGCAGGAACCAGCAGAGGGCAUGAAGAGGGAAGGGCUGCUGGGGCAAUAUCAAUGACCAAAGCUUUCAUGUAUGGCUUGAAAUAAAAUAUUUUUGAAAUCAAA
This is a messenger RNA of Chiloscyllium plagiosum (whitespotted bambooshark), 12154 nucleotides long. RefSeq names its product golgin subfamily B member 1-like. Gene Ontology annotation, cellular component: endoplasmic reticulum-Golgi intermediate compartment; cis-Golgi network; Golgi apparatus. The record is from RefSeq and is a predicted model, not a curated record. Lineage: Eukaryota; Metazoa; Chordata; Chondrichthyes; Orectolobiformes; Hemiscylliidae.